This is a messenger RNA of Girardinichthys multiradiatus, 545 nucleotides long. RefSeq names its product cytochrome b-c1 complex subunit 6, mitochondrial (gene uqcrh). The coding region runs from base 98 to 364 and encodes 88 amino acids. The transcript is spliced from 4 exons. The record is from RefSeq and is a predicted model, not a curated record. NCBI's taxonomy places the organism in Eukaryota, Metazoa, Chordata, Actinopteri, Cyprinodontiformes, Goodeidae. Gene Ontology annotation, biological process: mitochondrial electron transport, ubiquinol to cytochrome c.
UAGUUCUGUUUUCGACGUUCGCCGGCUAGCUGGUUUGACCUGAGGUGUCCUCCAAGAGUCGUGAUUUGACAGGCAGUCAGGAAUAAAACAUUAAAAUAUGGUUUUCGAGGAGAAGAGAAUCAUGAAUGGAGAGCCCGAAGAUGAGGAGGAGGAAGAGGAGGAGAUGGUGGACCCUCUUGAAACUUUGCGCCAGAAGUGUGAGGAGACGGAGCACUGUGUCCACACUAGAGAGCGUUUGGAGAUAUGUGAGACCAGAGUUGGCUCUCGGUCUCAGACAGCGGAGGAUUGCACCGAGGAAUUGUUUGACUUCCUCCAUGCUCGGGACCAUUGUGUGUCUGACAAACUGUUCCAUUCUGUCAAAUGAAGUCCGUUCUGCCUGGACCACUCACUGAAGACAUUCUUCAAAAAUCAUAUUACCAAGAGGACGUACCAUGUGUGUAUCUGCCGCAUGUUGUAACUUUAAAAUGUAUGUUAUCUGAACAUGUGAAAAUGUAUAACAGUGUGUUGUGAUUCAAUAUAUCAAUAAAGUGGCUUAGAAACACAAA